Anthostomella pinea is the source of this 2436-nucleotide messenger RNA. Lineage: Eukaryota; Fungi; Ascomycota; Sordariomycetes; Xylariales; Xylariaceae. The record is from the annotation of a GenBank genome assembly.
AUGGCGACAAAUCCGUUGUACACAUCGUCGCGGAGACCAAGGACUUUCGAUGAAAACUACACGGAAGUCCGCCAAGCAAAUACAAUCGCUUUUCAGAAGUACCGGCAGACUGGAGCAGAGUUCGAGCGAUAUCCACCGUCGAAGGAGUGGGAGAACCUCGCACUGCCGGUCCCAAACCAUAAAGCCACUGCAAUCGAGCCUGACAGGCAGAAAAAAUGGGUUCGAAAGUACUGGCGGCGCGAUCUGACGAAGCCAGACUUGGAUAAAACUCAAUACAAGAUACCAGCACCCUGUCGCGACGCCUGGAGAUGGCGCACGCAGGUGAAAGCGUGGCUUUCCGGUGCAUCUCUACCCGACGUCAAAUACGUUCGCACUCUGGACUUUACGUCUGAGGGACAUCUUGAAGUACUGGCACGUCACACUGACCCGAUCACUGGCGCCAAGAAGGAUUUCGUGGUCAGAUCUUUCAUGAACGAGAACACGAACAAUUGGGAGAUGUGGCCAAUUCGUGUGGAAGAACGAAACCUGAAGAAACUGGACCGCGCCGCACACAUAGUCCAGAUACUCGAUCGCAAAGACGUGGGACUCCCUGCCCAGACUGGUCGUCCCGACCAUGAAGGACGUGACUUGUACGAUACUACCGAUUCCAGCGAAGACGAGACCAAGGAGGCCCGAGUUGGCCGACCCAAGAAACGGACACGAAGAUCGUACAUGAAGGCAGAGAUCGAUGAGCACAACGCAGCCAAGAAUAAGCGGCAGGCAGAACUUAGGGCUGCUUGGGCCGCAUAUCGGAAGGCCAACGGUAACUCUCGCGACUUUCUGCCCUUGGAAUAUCUCCCAAACGGAAGACUUGAUGAGUUGAUCAUCAAGAUCCAGCAGCAACAGAAGCCUGCUCCGAACCGAGUUCCUUGGUCCUUCUGGCUUUGCUUGGUCCGCGCCUGUACCGCUAUGACGUAUCCCCCGAGGCUUUUCAAUGAAGACCGUGAAAAGCCCGUGGCUGAUGGGGCAUCGCGAGCCUUGGUUGAAGACGUGCCAUCGAGGACGCAACGAUGGAGAGCAAAGAAUAUGGCCCACUUUGCGCUCACCCUGAAAGUGCUCGCGAGAUUCCACCAAGCUGCGAAUAUCAAGUCCGAGAAAAUGGAUGGCUAUUAUGGACACAAACGCGAUCUAGGAUACCAUGCCUAUUUUGCGCCGGAGCAGUUCUGUAAUGAGUGGGACAAAUUCGGUCACGAUGCCACCUCAGAUGAAAUUGCUCGGAGUAUCAACGCCCGUGGCAUAGCCGGAAACUAUGGCACACACACCAACGUAUGGGGAAUAGCCAACAUCAUGUUCACUCUCAUCACCACCACAUAUCCGCCGAUGCCGCCGCAACCCGCGCAGCAGAACCCUAAAAUCAAGUACGCAUAUGGCGGUUUGCUCGAGAGCCACCUCAGCUAUGGCAGCAUGCUCUUGGACGACGAGUGGAAUCACGUUGACCGCGCUCUUCGCGAGACUAUCGUCAAGUGCAUGUGCCACAACCCAACCAACCGGCCGACGCUCGAACAGCUCUUGGAAGAGGCUGAGGACGCCCAGGCGACGGGAAUCUUGAUGGAGGCCGACCAAGUCGUGCGUGACUGGGUCACUGCUAUGGGGCUUGACACCGAUGAUCACAUCGACACCAACGACGACCAUGCAUUUAACGAGGACUAUUAUCUGCGCUCAGGCCCGGAUGACACGGAUGCUGCGGCCCGAGCAGCUGCGCAAGACGCAACGCUUUCAGCUGCAAAGAAGGCGGCCGACAAGGCGGCGGCAGAAAAGAGGGCAGCAGAUGUAGCAGCGAACCUAGCAGCGAUUGAAGCACAGACCCGAGCAGAAGCUGAAGCAAAGGCGCGGCAAUUGGCAGCAAAGAAGAAGGCGGCGGCUGAAGCUCAAGCGGAAGCGGAGAGACUGGCGGCGGUACCGGCUCUGACACCAGCCCAGACGCAAGCCCAGACGGAUGCUCGAGCAAACGCCGACAGAUUAGCAGCGGAGGCACGAACAGCGGAUGAGGCAGCGACAGCGGCCGCGUCUCUGGCAACGACGGCGCUCGCCAACGCGUCGCCCCUGGUACAAGCAUUGAGAGCAAAAGUUGUCCAAGCAACCAAGGAGGCCGAAAAUGCAGCAGAUGCUAAGAAAGCAGCGGAUGUCGCUUACAAGAAAGCCGUAGCGGCACUUCAUGCGGGCUCGAACUCAAACGGAGACAAAAGCGUUUCAGCAAAGCCGGUCGACACCAUUGGGGAAGAGGAUCGCCUUCGAAAGGCCAUGUUCAUGGCGAAGAGAGCAGCCCAAUCAGCAGCUGACAAGCUCGUUGUGGCCCACGCAGCCGCCCGUGAAGCAGCCGGCGAACCGCCCGCCUUUGUUUUCGCCGAACAAGAGCUUGCCGAUACGGACCUGCUGGCGGUUAUGUGUGCGUUUUGA